Molecule: messenger RNA, 1353 nt
Organism: Hyla sarda
Lineage: Eukaryota; Metazoa; Chordata; Amphibia; Anura; Hylidae
Exons: 2
Coding region: 84-962 (292 amino acids)
Source: RefSeq, a predicted model, not a curated record
CUUCCGGGUUGUGUAUCCUCUCCCUCAUCCGGCUGCUACAAGAGCGCGGGUCAUUGGUUCCGGGAGGAGGCGGGAGCGGCAGGAUGCCGUCCUGUAUUGUUGAGGGGUGCACAUAUUCCUGGAAGAAGAAAGAUCCCGACAUCAUUAUUCACACCUUCCCCCGGGACCUGGAAAGCAUCAAGAGAUGGCUCCUUCAGACAAAACAGGAUUUUGGGGACAUUGAAGAAUUUAGUAGAAAAAUUCUGGAGGGCACCAAGGGGGCAUACCGCGUCUGUUCGCAGCACUUUACGUCCGACAGCUAUGAAACCAGAGGCUUCAUGACCUGGUUAAAGAAGGGAGCCAUUCCCACUAUUUUUCCUGACAUUGCCGCGAGGCACAAAAGUGCAAAAGAAACAACAAAAAGAAGGAAAAUCAACCCCACGUUUAUAAACUACGGAAGUGUUCCUGGGGUCGGGUAUGGACCGGCAGCCGCUGUGUGGCACCUGACUUCUGUAGCUGCGCUAUCGGCACAUAACUUUAUUCCACCCAUAGCUGGCGGUGAGAGGGACGUCCAAGACAUGUGCACACUUACAGCCGGGGGGCGUCUGGAUUUUCAUCAUCGGAGCCCUUCUUUGUACUCAGAACAUCGAAGUGUCAGAGGACACAAUAUCCCAGGAGAGAGAAAAACAAAGCCGUACGGGCCGAGACCAACAGGAAGAACAGGACUUUACUCAGGACCGAUUCACCAGGCGACAAAUACUGAACCUUUUCUAGGGACAUCGAAUAAAAGAGUCCAAGCUGACCGGAGAAAGAGAUGCAACAGUGUAGGGAUCCAGUGCAACCCGGAGGACCUGCCCGCCAUAAGACGUGAGAGUCAGCGCUACCCACUUCGGAUCUCUUUAAGGAAGUUUGAUGUCCUCAUUUGGGCUGACCCUUUCGGAAAAACGCCCUGUGCUCAUCCAGGAGCCCUGGAUUUAAGUUAGGCAGGUUCUCAAAUGAGGAUUAUUUGUUCAUCAGCUGCUUAAAGGGUAACUCCGGUGUUGGUCUGGUUGCAGGAUACCUGUUUAAAUCUACCAGCAACUUCAUAGCCCAAGACUUAAAUGAGUAGGAUAUGGGUUUGCCAGAAUCAAAUCUGGGAAAUCCCUAUCCUGGUUGCUUAAAGGGGUACUCUGCCCCUAGACAUCUUAUCCCCUAUCAAAAUGAUAGGGGAUAAGAUGUCUGAUCUCGGGGUCCCCCCGCUCUGGACCCCCGCAAUCUUGGCUGCGGCACCCCAGACAUCUGGUUCACGGAGCGAACUUCGGAUCUGGUUAACGGAGAGAACUCCGUGCCGGAUGACUGGUGAUGCGGGUCGGAGGCACUGACGUCACAAUCGUG